GGGAAAGCGCCAGCCCUUGAACACCCACUUGGAGUUGUAGAGCAGCGAGGAAGGAGAGCGGUGCCAGCCCCUCCACCAGAGCUGAAGGCAGAUCCAACUCUGGCUGCUGUGACCCAGCACGAUGAUCUGGAUACUUCAAGUCUUGUUCUCACCGCUCCCCACACCAGCGUUGUACAGCCUUGUUGUGUUUGGAGCUGUCAUCCUCCUGUGGGUGAUCAGCAGGCCCAAACCUGUUCUGCCUCCUGUUGACUUAAACAAGCAGUCAGUAGGAAUUGAGGGAGGAGCCAGAAGAGGUGCAGUCUUGGCAGAUAACAACUUGCUUUCUUAUUACUAUGAAGAUGCUAAAACUCUGUAUGAAAUCUUCCGAAGAGGACUGCAUGUUUCUAGAAAUGGUGCCUGUUUGGGCUAUAGAAAACCCAAUCAACCUUAUCAAUGGCUAACAUAUAAACAGGUUUUGGAUAGAGCUGAAUACCUGGGAUCAGGGCUUCUGCAGAAAGGAUGUAACCCAUCAUCAAACCAGUUUAUUGGUAUUUUUGCUCAGAAUAGGCCUGAGUGGAUCAUUUCGGAGUAUGCCUGCUACACUUACUCACUGGUUGCUGUUCCACUCUACGACACUCUGGGGCCAGAGGCCAUUGUAUAUAUUGUUGACAAAGCUGGCAUAACCACAGUCAUAUGCGACACUCCUGAGAAGGCACAGGUCUUGCUUAAAAACCGUGAGCAAGGAUUGACCACGUGUUUGAAGACUAUCAUUCUCAUGAAUCUGUUUGAUAAAGAACUCAAGGACAGAGGAGCACAAAUAGGAGUUGAAAUCCUAGCACUGCAGGAAGUUGAGGAGCUGGGAAGAAACAACAUAAGAGAACCAAUUCCUCCUAAGCCUGAAGAUCUUUGCAUUGUGUGUUUCACCAGUGGAACCACAGGUAACCCUAAAGGAGCAAUGCUGACACAUGAAAAUAUUGUUGCAAAUGCUUCUGCCUUCCUUAAAUGCACAGAGAAUACAUUUGAGUGUACAAGUUCGGAUAUUUCUGUGUCCUAUCUUCCUUUGGCUCACAUGUUUGAGAGAAUUGUGCAGACCGUAAUCUACUGCUGUGGAGGGAAAGUAGGCUUCUUCCAAGGAGACAUCAAGUUUCUAACAGAUGACAUGAAAACCUUGAAGCCAACACUAUUUCCAGUUGUACCAAGACUGCUUAAUAGAAUAUAUGACAAGGUACAAAGUGGUGCAAAGAGCCCAAUGAAGAAAUUUCUGUUAAAUUUUGCUGUGGCUAUGAAGAUGGCUGAAGUGAAGCAGGGCAUAAUUCGAAAUAACAGCAUUUGGGAUCAGCUAAUCUUCAAAAAAGUUCAGGAAACAAUGGGUGGACAAGUACGUAUGAUGGUAACAGCUGCAGCUCCCAUAUCUCCUACUGUCCUAUCAUUUCUCAGAGCAGCAUUGGGUUGCCAGAUCUUUGAAGCUUAUGGUCAGACUGAAUGCUCAGCUGGAUGCACUGUCUCAACGCCUGGAGACUGGACAGCAGGACAUGUGGGAGCCCCUCUAGCUUGUAAUAUCGUAAAGCUGGAUGAUGUAGAGGAAAUGAACUAUUUCUCUUCUAAUAAUGAAGGCGAGGUUUGCAUUAAAGGAACAAAUGUGUUCAAGGGUUAUCUGAAAGACCCUGAGAAAACAGCUGAAGCAAUUGACAAAGAUGGCUGGCUCCACACCGGAGACAUAGGGAAAUGGAUGCCAAAUGGAACACUGAAGAUCAUUGAUAGGAAGAAGAAUAUAUUUAAACUUGCACAAGGAGAAUAUAUUGCUCCAGAGAAGAUAGAAAACAUCUAUAUCCAAAGUGCUCCUGUAGCCCAAGUCUUUGUGCAUGGGGAGAGCCUGAGGUCCUCUCUAGUAGGCAUUGUGGUUCCUGAUCCUGAGACGCUUCCAGAUUUUGCAUCAAAACUUGGAAUAAAAGGUUCCUAUGAAGAUAUCUGCAAAAAUCCAGCACUGAAGAAAGCCAUUUUAGAAGAUCUAGUCAAACUGGGGAGACAAGGCGGCCUUAAAUCCUUUGAACAAGUUAAAGAUCUGUACAUCCACACAGAGAUGUUCUCUGUAGAAAAUGGACUCUUGACACCAACUCUGAAGGCAAAGCGGGGAGAGGUUGUUAAAUUCUUCAAGAACCAAAUUGAUGCUCUCUACUCAAGUAUUCAGGAAUAAGUGUCUUAUUAAAUUUCAUGGAGUGUCCAAACAAAUCUGUGCCAUUACAUCACUUAUGGUGAACACAAG
Tinamus guttatus (white-throated tinamou) is the source of this 2242-nucleotide messenger RNA. RefSeq names its product acyl-CoA synthetase long chain family member 5 (gene ACSL5). NCBI's taxonomy places the organism in Eukaryota, Metazoa, Chordata, Aves, Tinamiformes, Tinamidae. Gene Ontology annotation, cellular component: mitochondrion; membrane; endoplasmic reticulum. Gene Ontology annotation, molecular function: arachidonate-CoA ligase activity. The record is from RefSeq and is a predicted model, not a curated record. Gene Ontology annotation, biological process: long-chain fatty-acyl-CoA biosynthetic process; fatty acid metabolic process; positive regulation of long-chain fatty acid import across plasma membrane.